GAUAGUCUGUGUUGCUGAGGCGGUUCGAUUAAAGCACAGCCUCAUUUGGAGAGAGAGAGAGAGAGACAUACCAUCGCUAUCGAUCAUCGUGGAGCACUCCUGUCAGGGGAAAUUGUCAGAACAGAGAGGAGACAGCGGGGAGUGGGUGAAGGUAUGAUGGUCGCGUGGUUUUCAUUUUUGAUUUCAUUCCGUAUUCUGUGUGACAAUGAAGUGCUAGGUUUUCGACAACAUAUUGCAGUUUUGGAGAAGACGGAUCGAAGAUCGACUCUAGCAGGAACAAAAUGGUUAUGGAAUGAAAGGUGCGAUGGACGUCAAGCUCGUGAUUUGUACGGUCAUCUUUGCCUACUGUUUGGCUCAUGGAUUUGCAAGGUGCAGUAAGUACGGUCAGAGGUCACCGAAAGCAUGUGGGCGAACAUUGACAGCGUAUCGAGGGGAAGUCAAGUCCCCUGGCUACCCCCACGCCUAUCCCCCCGCCGUACGGGAUGUGGACCGAGUGUGCACCUGGAUCAUCGCCGUGCCAGAAGGGCGCGGAGUCAAGAUUACACUGCCACGUUACAACCUCAACUAUGACAGCAAGGAAGACCAGUACGACGAGUUGCAAAUCUUCUCAGACGGUGCGUGCAAUGACAAGGUCAGCUCCUACAUAGGAAAUGAUACUGAGACAACAGUCAUUAACGUCCCUACCAACAUGGCCUGUGUGCGGUUUGUUCGGAGGGCGAGUGAAAAUAUCGGACAUAAUGGAUUCACUCUGUCUUACGAAGUAAUUUCUGCCACUGGCGAGUGUGGAGCGAACCAAACCGUUCUGCUGGUGACGUCAGACGAAGGCUACAUUUACAGCCCCGGCUACCCGUCCAGCAGCUACCCUCAGGGACUGGACUGCACAUGGCUCAUCCAGACGGACCCCGAACAAAUCAUAACUGUCACUUUCCUGGACUUUCAGCUCAGCUACACCACGAGUUGUGAUUACGCCACGGACUUUGUGCAGAUCGGCAAUAAUAACGACACUUAUGACUUCAAGUACUGUGCGAGUAACAAGCCAGAGCGUUUCGAGAGCAGCGGGAAUCAGGUGUGGUUGUCGUUUCAAACGGGAAGAUGGACGAAUAAAGGGUUUUGGCUGAAGUACCAGACUCUAGGAAGACCUCUAGCGGCGGACCCAAUGAACUCCGGGCUGUCUCGAUCCGGUGGUGCGGCAGGGACAGACAAUGGACUAACAGGCGAAGCUCCGUCCGAUGCAGGGAAGAGGACGUCGAGCACAGGAGAGCAACCAAAAUCAAGGGCUUCCAAACUACAGUCGCCAUUCUUAGCUCUGUCAUUAAUGUUGUUCACACUUUGUUUCCAAUACGUGUACCUGUGACAUACCAUCCAAACGUAUUUAAUACAAUAUGAUAAUAUUAGGCAUGUAUGUAUGCCUUUUCUUGGGUUACAAUUAUGUACAUGACAGACUGUGAUCAUCUACCUCUUAUAAAGAAUCAUUCAAUACAUAAGUAUUCAUUUGGCAAAAACGAAAGUUGCCGUUCAGUUGUUGGAACGUUGAUGGUUGUGUUGAGUCAAGACUGGCAGUGGUUGGAAGGUAUGAGACUUUAAAAGCUUUCCAUGAAUGUUGUAGCGUAAAAUGUACUUAUAUUUUCAAACAUAACAAGAAGCAAUAUGGCAUCGCAAUUAUCCUAAUGUAUUUUAAGCGUGUGCUGGUGUUGUGAUUAGGUGUCGAGAUGCAAGAAAAAGCUCGUGACAAAAUUCACAUUUCAAUUCGGCAUUUACACGAUGCAUCUUUUGAUAUUAAGUUAAACAUUCCACUCUGCACUUUUAUCUCCUCGAAUACGUUGAUUGGUAUAGUCCAACAGUAAAGAAUUACUUCCCCGGUUACGUUUGCUUCUCGAGAAAUUGAACGCAAUUUCAACAUGGUCAUUGGUGGUUUUGAUGAAAGCCAAUCGACCAGCAAAGUCCAAUACUGUUGGAACAAACGCUGCGCAAUGCUGAACAUGGGGCACGUAAUCUCUGUGUAGAGUUAGGUAGCUUUUAACAUAGUUACCAUGGCCAUGAUUUGGUGGGGAGAAUACGUGCUCUACAUUAUAAACUACAUGUAAUGGAAUAUUCAGAGAGUUCACAAUAUUGCUUUCUCUUUUGUAUUCAGUGCAAGUGCAACUAAUAAAUUCAC
Messenger RNA from Branchiostoma floridae (Florida lancelet), 2155 nucleotides. Its product is annotated as procollagen C-endopeptidase enhancer 1-like. Lineage: Eukaryota; Metazoa; Chordata; Leptocardii; Amphioxiformes; Branchiostomatidae. The coding region runs from base 293 to 1354 and encodes 353 amino acids. The transcript is spliced from 7 exons. The record is from RefSeq and is a predicted model, not a curated record. Gene Ontology annotation, molecular function: serine-type endopeptidase activity.